AUGUAUGAGUAUCAAAUGGAUGAAUCGAUAGGGGAUAUUCCUUAUCAAAAUCCAGAUGCAAUGAUUAACAUGAACUCAUAAUAUCAAAUUGGAGACUCUGCCUAUAAUAUGAAUGAAUUGUAUGGAUAGUAGAAUCAACCUCAAGCAUUUCAAGGAAAUUAUUAUCCGGCACAAUACUAAUAGCCAGUUAUUUAAUCUCAGUAACAAACAAAUCCAUACCCUUAAGGUGAAGUUGCUCAAGGAAUUGCCAUUCAAGGACCUGCAUUUGCAUAAAAUUUACCUUUCUUUGCAAAUAUGAUUCCAUUCAGGCAUUAAUAUAAGAGUGAAAUAACAUCCAAAGAAUCAGUCCUAACUACUUGCUAAGCUUGUGGAUUUAAUGGAAAGACUAAAAUAUAACAUACAUCAGGCAAAGCAAAUAUUCUAUCUUCAAUAUUAUUGACUUUUCUGCUGAUGAUCUGCUGUUUUCCUUGUUGCUGCUUUGGAAUUUGGCCAUUGUACUGGAGGGAUCUUAAAGAUACUCUACACAGGUGUUUAAAUUGCAAUAUAGUUAUAGCUAAAGUAGACAGAUUUAACAGAACGCAUUGA
This is a messenger RNA of Stylonychia lemnae, 585 nucleotides long. Lineage: Eukaryota; Ciliophora; Spirotrichea; Sporadotrichida; Oxytrichidae. The record is from the annotation of a GenBank genome assembly.